AUGGUGCAAACGUACCAGAGUCCGGUACGGGUGUACAAGCACCAGUUUGAACUGGUCAUGGCUGCAUAUCAGAUGCGUUUCCCCACUUGUCCACAGAUUCCCAUCUUUGUGGGGUCUGAUAUUGUGAAUGAGUAUCAUUCGCCAGAUGGAGCCGAGGAAGUGAUUGACAGAAAAUGUAAACUGAAUGUAGAAGCUCCGUAUUUAUUGAAGAAGAUGGCUGGAGUUGAUUUUGUGUACUUUAACCAGAAGAAUUCGUUGGAUAGAAGGAAUAGAACGUUGGUUAUUGAAGCCACAAACAUUUCCUUCGCUAAUCGACUGGUUAUUGUGGAGAAAUGUGUAUAUUAUGUAGGUUUUUAUUAUUCUUUGGUUUUUUGUUUAGUUAAAACGUAUUGAAGAACGUACGAACUAUAUAUUGGUCCAAACGUUCUCAGACUGGCUGCAUAGUGCAGAAAUUAGAAGAGGAGUGGUGUAUAUUGCACUGUGCAAGCCAUAAAAGAACCUUUUGAGAUAGGAUAACUAAAUUAAUAUGUUUAACAAUGCUUAUAGCUCAAGAAGGCUUUGUAUAAUGUUUUUAUCUUUCAGGUUCAUCCAGAAAACCCAGAAUGGACGUGUUUCGAACAAAGUGCUAGUUUAGACGUCAAAUCGUUCUUUGGAUUUGAAAGUGCGGUCGAAAAGCUGGCUGUAAAACAUUAUAGUGCUAACAUUGCAAAGGUAAAUUUUUUUUAUUGUUGUUUUUAAAGCUAGUGUUUUAAUAAUUGUUAAGUAUCUUAAGUGUUCUUGGUCAAUAUCUUAUAUUAUCUAUGGUUUUGUAACGGAACUUUGGUUUUUGCUUUUUUUUCAACUUCUUUUAAGUGUAACUGGAGGUUUAGGUAAUAUAAACAUGAUUUUGUUUGAUAUUAAUCUAGUCACGCCUUUAAGAACGCUUUCUUCUUGUUCAAAGUUCAAUUUUUACUAACUAAAACAAUAUAGAGCUCAAGUUAUUAAUAAUUCAUGAUCAAAACAUCAUUUCAGGGCAAAGAAAUUCUUGAGUUUUUCAUCGAAGAAUUGAUAAAGAGUGGCACGACCUACAUUCCGCCGUUUGAGGAUUCAGAAAACGGAAAGAAAUCUCCAGCGGAUUCAGCAAUUGACUUGUCAAAGAAUCAUGAAGAAGAUACGGACGGAUCGGAAUCUGACCGAAAAACAGCACGUAGAGAUAGCACGAAACAUAAUGAGCAUAUCAAAGAAAAUGGGGAUGGUAAGGAUGUGGAUAAGAGACGAAGAAGCUCGGUACAUCAGAAUUCAGCUUCUACGAGUGGUGUUAGGUCUACUAGCUUUGAUGACAGUAAGUCUUUUGAGUGUGUUAGCUAAUUUCGUUAAUUCAUGGCUUAAAAUUGAUGUUGUUAUAGACAACAGAAGACAUCAAGUUAUAUUUUGAUAUAACUGUUUAUAUAAACUUUCAUUUUAGCCGAAACCAAGCUAGAAUCAGACUACAUCCAACGUUUUCUUGGUCAGCUUACCCCACUGGAAGAAUCUCGUUUGUGUGAGCUAAAAUACGGUCUCCAAUCAGCUCACAAAGGUAAACUUCCGAACGAUGCUCAUCUUCUCCGCUUCCUGAGGGCACGCGACUUUGAAGUACAACGAGCUCGUGACAUGGUGAUCAACUCACUUUUGUGGAGAAAGCAACACAAUAUAGACAAGCUUCUACACGAUUUCCAGCCUCCACAAGUGAUAAAAGACCAUUUCCCGGGCUGUUGGCAUCAUCAAGAUAAAGCCGGUCGACCAUUGUUUGUCCUAAAGUUGGGUCAAAUGGAUGUGAAAGGACUGUUGAAGGCUGUAGGAACAGAGAUUGUGAUGAAGUUUACUUUGUCGAUUUGUGAACAAGGGUUGGAGAAAGCGGCCGAAGCGACAAAACGCCUUGGGGAACCGAUCAGCACAUGGACAUUGUUGGUGGAUCUGGAAGGUUUGGGUGUUAGACAUUUGUGGAGACCUGGAGUGCAAUGUUUGUUGAGGAUUAUUGAGACUGUUGAGGUUUGUUUUGUGUUUAAUAAUUAAGAUUUUGUGAAAUGGAUGUAAGAAAAUGACACUAAAGGGCAAAAAAUAUUGUUUUAGGCUUUGUGUUGCUGAAAUUUUGACUUUUGAUAGUUUCUUAGAAAUUUAGGUAUUAAAUUGUUUUUUUUAUGUUAUUCUGUAAUGUUUAUUUAUGCACAUUUUUAUAUAAAAAUCUUUUACAUUCGUUAACGUUUUGUUAUCUAAACUUUAAAUUUAAGGCGCACUACCCAGAAACUAUGGGCUUGGUACUAAUAGCUCGAGCUCCACGAAUGUUCCCAGUCCUCUGGACCUUAAUCUCACCUUUCAUUGAUGAAAAUACAAGAAAGAAGUUCAUGAUCAACAGCAACGAACAUGUAGCGGACGAGUUGAACAAGUACAUUGCUCCAGAAUACCUACCAGACUUCCUCGGUGGACCAGCCAAAUUCAAUGCACCAAAAGGAGAUCAUGUACCUAAAUCCGAGUAUUUGAAGGUGUCGGAAAUUAACCUAGAGGAGGAUGAUGUACUCAAGAGUACGUAUACAGUAUCUACAGUACACAAAGGAAUGCCACAAGAAGCUUGUGUUAAGGUACCGACAGCUGGCUGUGUGUUGACAUGGGACUUUGAUGUUAUCAAGGGAUCUUGUGAAUUUGUAGUUUAUCAUACGAAUAAGGUAAGAUUCAAUGUUUUGUAAAGAAAGUUUUUGCCAUUUUUUGUUUUGUAAAGAAAGUUCCUGCAAUAUUUUUUAAUUUUUUUUAAUUAUCGUAUGCUUCUAGGCCAUCGACCAGCCAGUCCAGCCGAGCUCCCCAACCUCUCUAAACCCAGUAGAACGCCUGACUAACGCCAUCGAAUCCGUAUCCCUAGGCUCUCCGCCACACUCAGUAAUCCAAGCCGCUCCAGACCUAAAACUAGGAGAAGACAUAACAGUCCAGGAACAGCCAGUAAUCCUGUCCGAGGGGGACUCAAUGCAAGGCUCACAUUAUUGUGCACAACAAGGAACCUACAUUUUGCAAUGGAAAGUAACAGAAGCUCCGAAUCAACCUCCACAUGCUGCUUUCGACUUCUCUUUGACCGGACCAAAGUGCAAGUUAAUGUACUAUCAUGAACUUUUGGACAGCGUCAAUUUUAGGUAAGGGUUUGAGGAAAAUGGGGUUUAAUUGAAAUUAUUGUGAUGUUUUAAAUAUUGAAUUUCAAAAAAUAUUGUUUUAGGUAUAAAUUUUUAAAAAAUUAUCGUUUUAGGUACGAAAAAACAACUUUUUCUAAAAUUUAGGUAACAAAAAUUAAAAAUUUGUUUCAAAAAUUGUGAUGAAGGUUAAAAUUAAAAAAAAUAUUGUUUUCCUAAAAAUUUUUUUAUUUUAGGCAAAAAAUUUUUUAAUUUGAAAAAAAUUGUCAAAAGUCUAAAAAAUGCCAAGCCUAAUAGUUUUUCUUUACAAAAACUGAUAAUUUUAUUUUCAGAGGAUCAGUGGCUAGCCUAGAAUCAUGUCGCUCAUCCUUCAGCUCACUGGCAGCAGCCGAACACGUAAAAGAACCGAACAAAAAGUCCUAA
Messenger RNA from Bursaphelenchus okinawaensis, 3551 nucleotides. Lineage: Eukaryota; Metazoa; Nematoda; Chromadorea; Rhabditida; Aphelenchoididae. The record is from the annotation of a GenBank genome assembly.